This is a messenger RNA of Hyaena hyaena (striped hyena), 3100 nucleotides long. RefSeq names its product solute carrier family 8 member B1 (gene SLC8B1). Gene Ontology annotation, molecular function: calcium:sodium antiporter activity. Gene Ontology annotation, cellular component: membrane. Gene Ontology annotation, biological process: calcium export from the mitochondrion; intracellular calcium ion homeostasis. NCBI's taxonomy places the organism in Eukaryota, Metazoa, Chordata, Mammalia, Carnivora, Hyaenidae. The transcript is spliced from 17 exons. The record is from RefSeq and is a predicted model, not a curated record. The coding region runs from base 387 to 2162 and encodes 591 amino acids.
UCUCCGCUCCGCAGCGGGCCGGGCGCCCAGGUCGGCGACGACACGGGGCCCGAAAGUCGGCUGCGCGGGCCGGCGGCCGGGGACCGGGCAGGCCGCGAGGCCUGGCGGGAUCGAGGUCCGGAGUUUGCGGGUCCGAGGCCCGGCCGGAGAUACCGAAUCAGAAGCUCAGAGAGGUGAAGCGACCUCCCCAAGGCCGCGCAGCGCUGGUCAGUGGCCAUGACUGGAUUGGAAACCUGCAGCGUCCGUUCCUAGUCGGUGCCAAGUGAAGUUCGGGAAAACAAGAGGAGAGGGGGAAGGUCACCAGGCCACUGGAGCUGCCAGCUGUUUGGAAGUACGACGCUGCAGAAGGGGAAGUGGAGAGUGAGGGCCGGGCUCCGUGGGGGCUGAUGAGCGGCUGGCAGCUGAAUUUGCACUGGGUGCUGCGUUUGUUUUGUGUGCUGCUGAUGGUGGAGAUGGUGCCCGGGGCCAGGGGCCCAUUUACGGGGGCCCACAUGAGCCCCGUGUUUUCAGCCUCUGAUGCGAAGCAGACCUCCACGGUAGACGUGUAUAUCCAGUGUCGGGAAGUGUGCAGCCUGAACAUCUCUGACCGCUGUGAUUUCAUCAGGACCAACCCUGACUGCCGCAGCGAGGGGGGCUACCUCAACUACCUGGAGGACAUCUUCUGCCACUUCCCGCCCAACCUCCUCCCUCUGGCCGUCACCAUCUAUGCUUUUUGGCUGCUUUACCUGUUUCUGAUUCUGGGCGUCACUGCGGCAAAGUUCUUCUGCCCUAACUUGUCGGCCAUUUCCACCUUGCUCAAGCUUUCUCACAACGUGGCAGGCGUCACCUUCCUGGCGUUUGGGAACGGGGCACCUGACAUCUUCAGCGCCCUGGUAGCUUUCUCAGACCCGCGCACAGCCGGCCUGGCCCUUGGGGCUCUGUUUGGCGCCGGUGUGCUGGUGACCACCGUGGUGGCCGGCGGCAUCGCCAUCUUGCGCCCCUUCACGGCCGCCUCCAGGCCCUUCCUCAGGGACAUCAUUUUCUACAUGGUGGCCGUGUUCCUGACCUUCACCGCACUCUACCUCGGCAGAGUCACGCUGGCCUGGGCCCUGGGUUACCUAGGCUUGUACGCGUUCUAUGUGGUCACCGUGGUCGUCUGCACCUGGAUCUACCAGUGGCAGCGGAGGAGGUCCUUGGUCUGUUCCGUCCCAGGUACCCCAGAAAUGCUCUCAGACUGUGAGGCGGAGCCUGUGUCUUCCAACAGCUAUGACUACAGUGAAGAGUACCGGCCGCUUCUCUUCUACCAGGAGACCACGGCUCAGAUCCUGGCCCAGGCCCUCAACCCCCUGGAUUACAGGAAGUGGAGGAACAAGUCUGCCUACUGGAGGGUCCUCAAGGUGUUCAAGCUGCCCGUGGAGCUUGUCCUGCUGCUCACUGUCCCCGUCGUGGACCCCGACAAGGAAGACGGCAACUGGAAACGGCCCCUCAACUGCCUGCACCUGGUCACCAGCCCGCUGGUCGUGGCCCUGACCCUGCAGUCGGGGGUCUAUGGCUUCUACGAGAUCGGCGGCCUGCUCCCUGUCUGGGCCGUGGUGGUGAUCGCGGGCACAGCCCUGGCUGCAGUGACCUUUUUCGCCACAUCCAACAGUGAGCCUCCCAGGUGUCACUGGAUGUUUGCAUUCCUGGGCUUCCUGACCAGCGCCCUGUGGAUCAACGCCGCCGCCACAGAGGUGGUGAACAUCUUGCGGUCUCUGGGUGUCGUCUUCCGGCUGAGCAACACUGUCCUGGGGCUCACGCUGCUGGCCUGGGGGAACAGCAUUGGAGGUGGCUCGGGGCCGGAUGCCUUCUCAGAUUUCACGCUGGCGCGCCAGGGCUACCCACGGAUGGCCUUCUCCGCCUGUUUCGGCGGCAUCAUCUUGAAUAUCCUGGUAGGAGUAGGGCUGGGCUGCCUACUGCAGAUCUCCAGGAGCCAUGCGGAGGUGAAGCUGGAGCCAGACGGACUGCUGGUGUGGGUCCUGGCGGGCACCCUGGGCCUCAGCCUCGUCUGCUCCCUGGUCUCGGUCCCCCUGCAGUGUUUCCAGCUGGACAAGGUCUACGGCUUCUGCCUGCUCCUCUUCUACGUCACCUUCCUUGUGGUGGCCCUGCUUACCGAAUUUGGGGUGAUUCGCCUGAAAAGUGUGUGAGCCGCGCCGCAUGGCUGGGGGCCCCCUGCUGGCCGGGAGGCAUCACUGCAGACAGCGAGAUGGAAGCCCGGCCUGGGGUGGCGCCACGGAGGCCGGGGGGCGGGGGGUCUCGGCUGCUGCCCUGCGCAGGGUGACCAGCUAAGCCUCGCCUCUGGGACGCUGGAGACCGGGCUUCGCUAUGGACAGAGUUGCAGACAGAAGGUAGACAUCCUUGAUCAUUGGUGGAGCCUCUUGGAAGGUGAAAGGGAUGACGGAGUGCCUUCCAAGCUGGUCCUGGAAGACCAGCGGAGCGCUGGGGCCUGGAGCCACAUCGUGCUGCCUUCCUGCGUCUUCUCGGGACUCCCUCAAACUGCCGCCAAAGCCGGGCCCGGUCAGGGUGACUCCGAGGGCGGGCGGAACACCACGGGCCUCAGGCCACCUUGGGCUGAGUUCUCCAGCUGCACCACCCGGCAGACGAGGCCGUGAGACACCUACCUGAUUUUGGAAUUUCUAGUCUCCAUGUUAAUAAAAGCCCAAACAAACGGGAAGUGAGCGGUACUAUAUGGCUCCAUGGCUCCAAACUAUUGGCACGUGGCUCUGGCUGCUUGGACGGCACGGCUCUAGCCUCUACCUCCGGAGCGGUCCGCUGACUGUCGGCAAACACCUCUGUGUCCUGAGCCUUGGGUCUCCCCAGCUGCGAGACAGGAGUCAUUUUGACUGUGCCCUGCGUCUACCUCAGGGGGAGCCCUGGGCUGCGGUCACAAGGCCCGAAAGCUCCAGGGAGGACACGUGGAGUGCUCCCCAGCACCUUCCCGCUGUCCCUCCGCUGACCUGACUUUCGAAGGAGCACCUUGGCAGUUUGCCCGACUGCCUUGUGCCAGCAGCGGCAAAGGGAUAUAACGGUCUUUCUUUCCAGGGAAAAAAUUAUUAAAUGUUUCAAGUGUACAGAAAGGAACAGA